This is a messenger RNA of Helicoverpa zea (corn earworm), 2189 nucleotides long. RefSeq names its product NEDD8-conjugating enzyme UBE2F-like. The record is from RefSeq and is a predicted model, not a curated record. NCBI's taxonomy places the organism in Eukaryota, Metazoa, Arthropoda, Insecta, Lepidoptera, Noctuidae. The transcript is spliced from 3 exons. The coding region runs from base 137 to 694 and encodes 185 amino acids.
UUUUUUGACAUUAUAUUGACAAACGGGAACGAAAUUUGCGUUUUGCGUACAUGCAAAAAACUCCUAUUGCUAAUUUAUUUUUUACUUCUGCUAUGGUAUAGUUUCUCUCACACCAAUAUCUUCAUAGUUUUAAACAAUGAUUACGCUUAAUAGGAAAUUGAAAAAGGAGCACACUGCUGAGCCUCCAAAUGGGCUGACUGCUAAUGAUUCAGUGGUGAGAAGAAUAUCAGUGAGGGAUAAAUUGUUGAUAAAAGAAGUGCAGGAAAUGAAUGAAAACCUCCCUGCUACGUGUAGUGUACAUUUCGAGGACCCUAACGUGUUGAGUGAGUUCAUAUUGACUGUUGCGCCCGAUGAAGGGUAUUGGCAGGGAGGCAAAUUCAAAUUCAGUGUUUUUGUUACAGACGACUAUAAUAUGGCUCCACCAAGAGUAAAAUGUUUGACACGGUUGUGGCACCCUAACAUCAAUGUGGAUGGUGACGUGUGCCUGUCCCUGCUGCGGCAGACCUCCAUCGAUGAGCACGGCUGGGCACCCACCAGGAGACUGAAGGACGUUGUGUGGGGACUUAAUGCUUUAUUUACUGAUCUCUUAAAUUUCGAGGACCCUUUAAACAUAGAAGCAGCGGAAAUGUAUAACAAGAACAAAAUUGAGUUCCAGGCUAAAGUUCAAGAUUAUAUUGCUAAAGGCAAAAGAUGAAACUUAAGUAAUCAACUCACAACUGUAUUGUUAGAGAACAUUUUAACGAUGCCACGGUUUUUAUCACACGGGAAACUUAGCAUGGGAAACAAACAAUGUUAUUGUUCAAAUAGAUGCUUACAACGUGCUUCCAACUACAUAAGAUGUGUAUAAACUUAUAUUACUGGUUCUUGUUUAACCAAUUAAUCAUCAUCAAUUAGUAAAUUAAGUUUUGAUAUUUUUUAUGCAGUAGGUUUGCUAGAAUUAUAUUUUCUUCUUUGAGUGUGUCAUUUAAACUAAUUUGUGAUGCAACAGUUAACGUAAAUUAUUCACAUAGUUAAUUAAUAUGUCAUAAAAACACAUUUGAUGAUGUAGUCAUUAAUUAGCAAUAAUAAAAUAACGAUAUUCUAAACGACCAGACGAUUAUGAUGGAAACAUUUUAGUGAGAAUUUUGUAAUAGACAAAUGAUACAAACAAAGAUUGGUGUUAAUAGAUUUAAUGUUAGUAUAUUUAAUCAUGUAAAAACUGUGUUAUGAUAGUCAGUUCUAGUUCAUCAUAAGGCUCUUUAUAUAUUGCACAAUUGAAAUACUUAUGUAUUUAACGGCGCGUCUAGGCUUCAGCUGCAUCAGCCACCCUAUAACGAAUGGCUCAGCAAUAUAUUGCUUGGAUGUCAGUGUCCGUAAACUGUUUUUGCUGGUUAGGCAAUUUUUUGCCAACAUUGCAGCCACAAAUUGCAGAAAAAUGUAGCUCGUUUAAACGCACCCUUAGAUACAUACUCAUUUUGUAAGCAAAUUUUGCACAUAUUUUUAUACAAAAGCAAAGCAAUACUGUGUGGUCUUAUGAAAUACAUGAUAUACAUAUUUGCAGUGUGAAAUGCAUAUAUGAGUUUAUAUUAAGAUAUUAUAUAAUCACGCUUAUUUAGAAAUUGUAGCUGUGCCCCGCGAUUUUCAAAGCGUAACUUACAAAUCCGAGUGGUACCUAGUUCCUAGUAUUGGCGCGUUUAACUAUGCAGUUAAUUACUUAAUAGCUUAGUGCCAAAUUGUUCUCGAAGCGAUGAAAUCGGAUGCAAUGCAAUUUUACCCAUUGUUUUCAUACUUAUCUUUACCCUUAUCUGUACCCUUUAUUCUGCUAAAUUGCCAUUUCCCAUGCUAAAUUUCCCAAUCGUAGUAUAUUGUAUAAUAUAAUAAAUACUCCAAAAAAAGCAGUGAUAAUAUUAUGAAUUUGUGUUUCGAAAACUGGUGUAUUUUUUAUGAAAUUAAAUUCUUGCAAGACAAGUACUUGAAAACAAUUUAUAGUGUAAAAAGUAAUAGUGACAAUGGUCUUCCUGUAUUUUAGGGAUGUAAAUUCUUUAUUACUGAAAUAUUUAAAUUUAUUUAAAAAAUAUACCAGUUUGAUAUUUACCAUAGAAAUAAAACGCGCGUUGAUCGCGACUAUUUAAAAUUUCAUGUAAUUUGUGCAUGUCAUACUUUGAAACAAAGAAAUAGAUUUUUGAAUAAAAUCAAUUUUCAUAUCAUAA